UACUCAGUCGAGAUCGCACGUCUCGUCGCGUUUUGAAAUUGUAAAAUGUAAACAAUAACAUUAAUUGUUUACAUAUUGAGUGAAACAAGUCGUUAUUGUUACAAAAUGAUGGAAAUAACUACAGUUAUGUUUGUGAGAGUGUCUGGUUUGUUAGUGCUACUGUGUGUGAAUUUGGAUCAUGUUUUUUGCCAUACUUUUGUUAAUGAAGUGUCUAAUAAAGCUGUGACUAAAGUUGAACACCAGCAUGAGCACUGCAACCACAAACACCCGAAAGCUGAUGAAGUGAUCAGAGGGGUGCACAUAGAGCCGGAACAUCUCGUGAAGAAACGGAGUAUAGAUCAGCCGCUCAGAAUUAGCAUAUUUUAUGACCAUUCCGUCUAUAGAUUAGAACCAGAGAAAUUUGACAUGAUUAAUAACACAAUCCUCCCUAAGGCGGUCAAGUUUUGGGAGGAAGCUCUCAAGGUGCGGAAAACAGGGGGUCCUAUUAAACUUAACAGAAAGUGCCCAACUCGGCAAGUGUUCGUGCGGGGCGGUCGCUCGCACUGCAUCGACUCCUGCAGCGCUGAGACUAUGUGUGGGGAGGUGCGGGUGCCGGAGAACCAUUUAAACCCAUGCUACGUCUGCAACAGCACCGGCCAGAACUGCCGAGCGUUGCCGCGACGAAGAAUCACCAUCGAGGAUGACACCACCGAAAUCACUGGCAACGCACUCACUGAAGGCACCGAAGUCACCGAUAUGCCAGAGGAGCCUAUAGGCGUGGAGAACACGGACUUCGUGCUGUACGUGAGCGCGGUCGAAACGGAGAGGUGCCGCCGCGGCCUGACCGUGGCGUAUGCUUCGCAUUGCCAGCAGGAAAGCGCGCUAGACAGACCAGUGGCUGGCCACGCCAACUUCUGCCCCGGCGAGCUGUCCACAAAGUAUCGAGACCUCCCGAGCCUAUUGUCCACUGUACAGCACGAAAUGUUACACGCGCUAGGCUUUAGUGUGUCCCUCUUCGCGUUCUACAGAGACGAUAAUGGCGAACCGCUCAUGGAGAGGCGACCCGACACAGGAAACCCGCCCCUCGAUGAAGAACUGCAGAUACAUAAGUGGUCGGAUCGAGUUGUCCGGAACGUCACCAGGAAGAAAUGGAUGAUUCGCGGCGGCUACAUCGAGCGGACUUUUCACAUGAUCGUCACGCCGAGAGUUGUCAAAGAGGUUCGAGAGCAUUUCAACUGCUCAACUCUGGAGGGGGCGGAGCUGGAAGACCAGGGGGGGGACGGGACUGCGCUUACGCACUGGGAGAAACGACUCUUCGAGAACGAAGCCAUGACAGGCACCCACACACAGAACUCCGUGUUCAGCCGCAUCACCCUCGCCUUAAUGGAGGACACGGGCUGGUACCGCGCCGACUACGGUGUGGCAGCGCCUUUAGACUGGGGCCGGGGUCUCGGCUGUCAGUUCGCGACCACGUCGUGCAAGCAGUGGCUCAACACGCAAAGGUUGAGGCGUAAGAACCCGGCGCCAUUUUGUGAACGCGUCAAAGGAGACCCGUUGCGUACAGAAUGCUCGCCGCGGCGUUCGGCCGUCGUUCUCUGUAACCUGGUUCGACAUGAGAACAUAUUACCAAGGGCUUAUCAGCACUUCGACACGCUCCCCAAUGUGGCCCCAGGCGAAGAGGCGCACUACGGAGGCUCCGUGUCCCUGGCUGACUACUGCCCCUAUCUGCAGGAGUUUACGUGGAGACACAAAAGCGUGCUCAUACGAGGCAGUCGCUGCGAGUAUGAAGAAAAUACACCCAAGACUGACGUGAACUUCGCGCUUGAGAACUACGGCGCGCACUCCAAGUGUUUCGACCACAGCGACCGCGUGUGGGAGCAGAAGUCUUGUCGGCAGAUACGGGAAUGGCAACAUUGGGGCUCGGGAUGCUACAAAUAUAAGUGCGAAAGCGGCCGCCUGCAUAUUGUGGUGGGCAACUAUUCGUACACCUGCUUCCACGCGGGGCAGGUCCUGCAGAUCCGCAUCAUCAAGAGGGGCUGGCUCCACAAAGGUGGCGUGGUGUGCCCGCCCUGUAGGGAGGUGUGCGGCGAUGAGUUCAAGAGCCGCGGUGAAUACUGCAAAGGCGGCGAAGAGGCGAUGCCUCCGAACAUGUACCCCAGUGACGUAUUACCAUGCUCCGCGCCAUCUUUGUUACCGGCCGCCAUCUUGGUUGCGGCGGCCAUCUUGUGCCGCGUAUUUUAAUCACUUUAAUUACCAUUU
Molecule: messenger RNA, 2238 nt
Organism: Cydia amplana
Lineage: Eukaryota; Metazoa; Arthropoda; Insecta; Lepidoptera; Tortricidae
Gene: Invadolysin
Product: leishmanolysin-like peptidase
Exons: 18
Coding region: 106-2220 (704 amino acids)
Biological process (GO): cell adhesion; proteolysis
Cellular component (GO): cytoplasm; membrane
Molecular function (GO): metalloendopeptidase activity
Source: RefSeq, a predicted model, not a curated record